CCAGCAGUGGGUGUGUGGGGACUUUUAUCCCAGACGUCCACCUAGGGAUCUCACAACCAGGCAGAGUGAGGGAAAGGAACGUCUGUCUCUUCUCGCUGGAACCAUGUCAGCGGCCUUGGAGAAGUACUGCGGCUCUGUCUUUUGGAAUGCCUCAUUCCUUGCUCAAGAGGAUGCUGACCUGCCAGUCUGCUUCCAGCAGACCGUGCUGGUCUGGAUCCCCAUCGGCUUCUUCUGGAUUUUCGCUCCCUGGCAGCUUAUGCCCAUGUGCAAAUCCAAAGCCAAGAAAUCAUCUCUGACCAAACUCUACAUCACCAAACAGGUGCUGGCUGCACUGCUGAUGCUGACAGCAGUGGCGGAGUUGGCACUGGCGUUUGUAGGAAACGUGAGGCAGGACCAGCCGCCGCCUGUCCAGUACACAAACCCCAGCCUGUACAUUGCCACCUGGCUCCUGGUCCUGCUGAUCCAUGAUGCACGGCGCUUCUACUUGCGCAGAGACUCGGGAGUACUUUUCUGCUUCUGGAUCCUGUCCCUGCUCUGUGGGAUAUUCCCAUUCCAGUCACUCAUCCGGAAAGCACUGCAGGCCCCGAUCUCCGAUGUGCCACGGUUUGUCCUUUUCUUCAUCUCCUAUGGGCUUCAGCUGCUACUUUUCCUUGUAUCGAGCUUCUCAGACAUCGCCUCAGAAGCAAAGGAAACCACGAAAAAGAACCCAGAGGUCACAGCCUCCUUCCUGAGCUCCCUCACCUUCGAGUGGUACACCAGCAUGGUUCUCAAGGGCCAUCGAAAGCCCUUGGAGAUGGAAGAUCUCUGGGACUUGAAAGAUAAAGACAAGACAAAGACUAUUUCUGUCAAAAUGGAGAAGAAUAUGAAGACCCUGAUAAAGAAGGCCAAAGCAGAAAUGGAGAAACGGAAACGCAAGAAGAGACUCCGGGAAAGUGACCCAGACCAUGGGAACAGGAUGAGCAAGGCCCAGAGCCAAGACAUCCUGGUGCUGGAGGAGAAGCAGACGAAGGGAAAGAGGAAGGGGGCCAAAGGGGACUCUGGCCCUGGCAAGGAUUUCCCUAAGGGCUGGUUGCUGAAAACUCUGUUUAAGACCUUCUGGCAGAACCUCCUGCUGUCGGUGGCUUUCAAGCUGGUGCAUGAUGGACUGGUGUUUGUCAGCCCCCAGCUGCUGAAGCUGCUGAUCAGCUUUGUGUCAGAUGCGGACGCAUUUGCCUGGCAAGGAUACCUCUACGCCAUCCUGCUCUUCCUGGCAGCGCUGGUUCAGUCCAUCUGCCUGCAGCAGCACUUCCACUUGUGCUUCCAACUUGGCGUAUCUGUGCGUGCUAGUCUCACAGCUGCCAUCUACAAGAAGGCACUCACCAUAUCCAGCACCACUCGCAAAGAGUCCACAGUGGGAGAGACUGUGAAUUUGAUGUCUGCCGAUGCCCAGAGGUUCAUGGACAUGGCCAACUUCGUUCACCAGCUCUGGUCAUCGCCCCUGCAAAUUGUCCUCGCCACUAUUUUCUUGUGGCUGGAGCUGGGCCCCUCUGUCCUUGCUGGUAUUGGAGUCAUGGUGCUGCUCAUCCCUAUAAAUGGGUUCCUGGCCACCAAGGCCAAAAGCAUCCAGGUGAGGAACAUGAAGAACAAGGAUGAACGCAUGAAAAUAAUGAGUGAAAUCCUCAGUGGAAUCAAGAUCCUGAAGCUUUUUGCCUGGGAGCCCUCAUUUGAGAAGCGAAUCAAGGAGAUCCGAGCACGUGAACUCAGGGACUUGCGGAAUUUUUCUUACCUGCAGUCAGUCUCCGUCUUCGUCUUCAACUCUGCCCCCUUCCUGGUCUCCCUGGCCAGCUUUGCUGUCUACGUACUGGUGGAUGAGAACAAUAUCUUGGAUGCACAGAAGGCGUUUACUGCCAUCUCCCUCUUCAAUGUGCUACGCUUCCCUAUGACAAUGCUGCCUAUGGUCAUCUCUACCUUGGUGCAGACCAAUGUGUCCACUGAGCGACUGGAGCGGUACCUGGCCGGAGAAGACCUGGACACCUCAGCUAUUCACCAUGAUCCCAUUGCAGGCAAUGCUGUGCGUUUCUCAGAGGCCACAUUUGCCUGGGAGCAGGAUGGCAAUGCUGUGAUAAGAGAUGUCACCCUGGACAUCAAACCUGGGAGCCUGGUGGCUGUGGUGGGGGCUGUGGGCUCAGGCAAAUCUUCGCUGGUGUCAGCCAUGCUGGGAGAGAUGGAGAAUAUCAAGGGACACGUCAAUAUCCAGGGCUCCCUGGCCUACGUCCCCCAGCAGGCCUGGAUCCAGAAUGCCACGCUGAAAGACAACAUCCUUUUUGGAUCAGAACUGGACGAAGCCAGGUAUCAACAGGUCAUCAAGGCCUGUGCCCUCCUUCCUGACCUGGAACUGCUCCCUGCAGGUGACCAGACAGAGAUUGGAGAGAAGGGCAUUAACCUGAGUGGCGGUCAGAAGCAGCGAGUCAGCCUGGCCCGGGCAGUGUACAGCAACGCAGACAUCUACCUGCUGGAUGACCCCCUCUCUGCUGUGGAUGCACAUGUUGGCAAAUAUCUUUUUGACCAUGUGCUGGGGCCAAAAGGGCUGCUGCAAAAGAAGACACGGAUCUUGGUGACGCACAGUAUCAGUUUCCUGCCGCAGGUCGAUAACAUUGUGGUGCUGGUGGCAGGAGCAGUGUCUGAGCACGGCUCCUACAGCAGCCUGCUUGCGAACAGGGGGGCCUUCGCCCAGUUCCUGAACUCCUAUGGUGUCCAGGAGAUGGAUACUUCAGAAGAAAAGGCUGCAGCUGUUGCUUUAGUUGAGGAUGCAGAGCAGAGUGAUGAAGACACUGAGCCCUGUGUGGAGGAGGGGCCUGAUGAUGUGGUGACCAUGACAAUGAAGCGAGAGGCCAGCAUCCGGCAGAGAGAGUUCAGUCGCAGCCUCAGCAGAAGGAGCACCAGGUCCUUCCAGGAGGCCCAGAAGGAGGCCCCCAAGAAGCUGAAGGGCCAGCAACUGAUUGAGAAAGAGGCUGUGGAAACUGGCAAGGUGAAGCUCUCCAUGUAUGUGCGAUACCUGCGUGCUGUCGGCUGGGGGUUUUCUUUCUUCGUUACCAUGGGCUACCUCACAGAAUACGUUGCCUAUGUGGGGACCAACCUGUGGCUCAGCGCCUGGACUGAUGAUGCGCAGCUCUACUUGAACCAGACCUACCCUCCAGCGCAGCGAGACCUGCGAAUUGGUGUCUUUGGGGCACUGGGGGUAGCACAAGCUGUCUUCCUAUUCGCUGCAACUAUCCUGUCUGCCCAUGGUGCUGUGCAGGCCUCCCGGGUUAUGCACCAGCAGCUGCUCAACAACAUCCUGCACGCGCCCAUGAGCUUCUUUGACACAACCCCAACUGGCCGCAUUGUGAAUAGGUUUGCCAAGGACAUCUUCACAGUAGACGAGACCAUCCCCAUGUCCUUCCGCAGCUGGCUGUCCUGUUUCAUGGCCAUCAUCAGCACAUUGCUCAUGAUCUCCCUCGCCACCCCAUUUUUCACCCUUGUUAUCAUUCCCUUGGGCAUCUUCUACUAUUUUGUGCUGCGCUUCUAUGUCUCCACGUCACGCCAGCUACGGCGUCUGGACUCUGUUACCAGGUCUCCUAUCUACUCCCAUUUCGGUGAGACAGUAUCAGGCCUGUCUGUGAUCCGGGCAUAUGGACACCAGGAGCGGUUCCUGCAGCAGAAUGAGAGCACUGUGGACAUCAACCAGAAAAGUGUUUAUUCCUGGAUAGUCUCCAAUAGGUGGCUGGCCAUCCGUCUGGAGUUUGUUGGGAGCCUAGUGGUCUUCUUUUCUGCGCUUCUAGCCGUGAUUUCAAAGGGCACUUUGGAGGGUGGCAUUGUUGGUCUUUCCGUCUCCUCUGCCCUCAAUGUGACCCAGACACUGAACUGGCUGGUGCGGAUGUCAUCAGAGCUGGAAACAAACAUUGUGGCUGUAGAGCGGAUACAUGAGUACACGAAGGUGAAGAAUGAGGCUCCAUGGGUGACAGAGAAGCGCCCACCCCAUGGCUGGCCCAGCAAAGGUGAGAUCCAGUUCGUUGACUAUCAAGUUCGUUACCGACCUGAACUGGAGCUGGUUCUUCAGGGGAUCACCUGCGAUAUUGGGAGCACUGAGAAGGUUGGGGUUGUGGGCCGGACUGGGGCUGGGAAAUCCUCCCUCACCAACUGCCUCUUCCGGGUGCUGGAGGCUGCUGGAGGGACAAUCUUCAUCGAUGGCUUGGAUAUUGCGACGAUUGGCCUCCAUGACCUGCGCCAGAACCUCACUAUCAUCCCCCAGGACCCCGUGCUCUUCACCGGGACCCUGCGGAUGAACCUGGACCCCUUUGACCAGUAUCCAGACAAGGAGGUCUGGAAGGCCCUUGAGCUCGCCCACCUGAAGCCAUUUGUGCAAGACCUGCCAGAGGGGCUGUUUCAUCCUGUGAGUGAGGGAGGAGAGAACCUGAGUGUCGGGCAGAGGCAGCUUGUGUGCCUGGCCCGGGCCCUUCUCCGCAAAGCCAAGAUCCUCAUCCUGGAUGAGGCAACAGCAGCUGUGGAUCUGGAAACUGAUCAGUUAAUCCAGACAACGAUCCGGAGUGAGUUUGCUGACUGCACUGUCCUUACCAUCGCCCACCGCCUCCACACCAUCAUGGACAGCAACAGGGUGAUGGUGCUGCAGGCAGGGAGGAUUGUGGAAUACGACAGCCCCGAGGAGCUGCUUCAGAAACAGGGCAUCUUCUCUGCAAUGGCAAAGGAUGCUGGCAUUAUAAGUGCGCAAACCACCGCCCUGUAGCUGGAGUGGAGUAACGUGUGGUGUGCAGUCACACGGCUCCCUCUUGCUGGGACUCACAGAGCAGGUGCCUGGAUCUCCCUGCAAGUGGCCUGCCCAGGAAUUUGUCUCUGCAGCUGGGAAGCGAAGGGGAGAAGAUGGCUUUCCUGGCUGUCAGGGACAGAGGAUACAGACCUGAGUGAACUGUUAACCUUGCUACUACACCCUGCCUGCCAUGCAUGAGGGCCUGCAGCUGUUUAAUUUAUUCCAGUACAGAGAGGAGAGUCAUUCGUCAGAUGGAGAGACUGUAGCCGCCUUGGGAUCUUAGUUUUUGUACCAGGCUAGGGCAACCUAGCUGAGACAUACUGUAGCACUAUGGAAUGAAAUUUACAGUUUAAUCAAGGA
This is a messenger RNA of Dromaius novaehollandiae (emu), 5143 nucleotides long. RefSeq names its product ATP binding cassette subfamily C member 2 (gene ABCC2). Gene Ontology annotation, biological process: transmembrane transport. Gene Ontology annotation, molecular function: ATP hydrolysis activity; ABC-type transporter activity; ATP binding. The record is from RefSeq and is a predicted model, not a curated record. NCBI's taxonomy places the organism in Eukaryota, Metazoa, Chordata, Aves, Casuariiformes, Dromaiidae. The transcript has 32 exons. Gene Ontology annotation, cellular component: apical plasma membrane. The coding region runs from base 104 to 4762 and encodes 1552 amino acids.